Molecule: messenger RNA, 705 nt
Organism: Harmonia axyridis
Lineage: Eukaryota; Metazoa; Arthropoda; Insecta; Coleoptera; Coccinellidae
Product: actin cytoskeleton-regulatory complex protein PAN1-like
Exons: 2
Coding region: 63-602 (179 amino acids)
Source: RefSeq, a predicted model, not a curated record
AAAUUAUAAAUAUCCUGUAAUUGUUAGUCAUUGUCAAGCCAACUGCUAUUCGAGUAUCAACCAUGUCAUCCAUCAAGAUUAUUUCGACUCUAUUUGUUAUCUACCUAUCUUCAGUAAGAUGUUCUGUAGCACCGGCAGUAGCUCUUGCACAACCUGGCAUCGCUUACACAAGGAUAGCUCCACCAAGUACCCUCCCAUUUGCUGCUAGUGUAAGCACUUUUACUAAAGGUCUCAACGUGUAUGCGGCCCCUUAUGCGGCUGGUGUGGCCCCCCUUCCUUACUUCACAAGAUCGUUGUAUCCCUCAGCACCAGUUUAUCCAUCAGCUUAUUCUCCAAAUUACAUUCCUGCUGGUGUAGCUCCAGCUCCUGCUGUGAUCACUUCAAACACUUUAGUUCCUUCUCCUCUCUUCCCCAACUCAUUCAGGGUGUCCCCUAAUUUCCUAACAAGGUCAGUGCCAGUUCCUGCUUAUCCAGGUUAUGCAGGAGUGCCAGCAUCUGCUCCUGGUGCUGUAGUUCCAUCUUCGCUUCUGCCUGCUCCCUUUGGCGUAGAUGGUAGGGCGGUUGUAGCUCCGUCAGUUCCUGUUGCGCCUACUUUUGGUUGAGUCCUGCAGUUCUCUACCUCAUGUAGACUCGUUUGUAAAUGAAAGUUACUAUUAAUGAAAUUAUUUUUUUAUGUGAUAUUAAUAAAGCAUUCGAAAUGAAAAA